CUCUCCUCCCUCAAUAGGGCAGUAUUAACCAUCUAGCUAUCACUUACAGGCAGCUAACCAGAACUGCUUUCAUAGUCUCUGCAGACAGAUCCAACAUUUAGUUCGCCUCCUUCAGUCACCUCCAGCCGGCAUGGCCGAGCAGAGCAACAGCCGAUAUCAGCAGCUACAGAAUGAAGAGGAACCUGGAGAAGAUUCCCAGCCUGGAACAGAUGCUCCUCCUCCAUACAGUAGCAUUGCCGGAGAGAAUGCCGCAUUCUUUCAUUAUAAAGAUGAGGCUGGUUUCCCAAAGCCACCGUCUUACAAUGUAGCAACGACACUCCCCAGUUACGAUGAAGCAGAGAGGACCAAGGCAGAAGCAACUAUACCUCUGGUCCCUGGAAGAGAUGACGAUUUUGUGGCAAGAGAUGAUUUUGAUGAUGCUGACCAGCUAAGAAUAGGAAAUGAUGGGAUUUUCAUGCUGACUUUCUUCAUGGCAUUCCUUUUUAACUGGAUUGGCUUCUUCUUGUCCUUCUGCCUGACAACCUCCGCUGCUGGCAGAUAUGGAGCCAUUUCUGGUUUUGGUCUCUCCUUGAUUAAAUGGAUCUUAAUUGUCAGAUUUUCCACCUACUUUCCUGGAUAUUUUGAUGGCCAGUACUGGCUGUGGUGGGUGUUCCUUGUACUAGGGUUCCUUCUGUUUCUCAGGGGCUUCAUUAACUAUGCAAAAGUAAGAAAGAUGCCAGACAACUUCUCCACUCUCCCAAGGACCAGAGUUCUCUUCAUUUACUAAAGUGGUGACCUGGUCCCAACUUUCCUGCCUUUCUACAAGUCCUACAAAACAGGAGACCAAGGACACCUGCAGGAAGAGACUCACAUCUCGACAAUGAAGGGAAACAACCCACCUGCUACAUUUUAGAAAUAAAAGAAACAAAUCCUGAAAACAAGAAGCAAAAGUCCUGAAGAGUAUAAAAAAAGACAAUAAACAUUUAUUUUCUGUUUGUUUCUAGGUGUAAAACUUUAAUAGUUUUUUCAGAAUUCUGUUGUUAUGAAAUCAUUAGUGGCUACCAUUUAAAGCAAAGCUAUCGCAAUCAAGUUUGUGACGUACUAAUAAAGCCUUAUAUUGUUUGUAAUGAUUUUCACAGCAUUGACUGCACUCCUUUGGCCAGUAGGGGGCAGUCUUGUUUCAUCUUGUUUUCUCACAUUUAAGUUAACUGCUGUGCAGAUGUUUUUGUGUACUGUAUUGUGCUUUCUUUGGAGGAAGAUGGACAGACACCCCCCAACAUUCAUCAGUUAUCAAAGCUCUUGCUUUGUGUUUAUUUGCGUGCUUUCCAAACAGACCCUACCGAUAAUGUUCAUUUAAAAUAAAAAUACCCCAAAAUUUGCGUUUGUAUACAUCUUUGUGUAUACUUAAGGAGUACGUUUUCACAGCCGUCAGAAAUAUUAAUAAAAAUGUUUUCAGAACGGUUUGAUUAGCUUUAUAAAUUAAAUUUUGCAGUAAUUAUUUUUCUUUAGAGUGGCUCUUGCCUGCCUAUAUUGACUAAAUGUUUUCAGCUUUUCUCCGUUAAACAAUAGCAUAUUCUUUAGCAAGCUGAAUAGCCACUGGAAUUCUGUACGGUAACUUUUGUAUGGUCUUUAUUAUUUUGCUUUCAGGUCUUCUGUCAGAGGGUAAGGCAACUUAUUUAAUUGAGAAUGCUUUACAAGUCCUUCUGUCAGGGAAGGGGUUAAUUAUAAUGAUAAACAAGUUAACCAAUUAUCCUUUUGUCAGGGAUCAGGUAUCCCUUCUUGAUUCAAUGCUAAUAAUUGUAAAAAAAAAAUAAUAAAAAAAUCUAUAUAUAUUAUAUUAUAUAAACUAGUUAAGUAUUAAUUUAAUAUGCAUCAAAAUUGGUAUGUCAAUAAAAUGAAUGCGGUUUUUAAUACUUCCUUUAUAUUCUUUACUUUGGUGACUGGCAAUGCUAGACAAUACUGACCAGUGAGUAUAUCAACAAAAUGGUGUAUUCAGGUUUUUCACUUCCUGUAGCAAUGGUUUGUUUGUAUCUGGAGGGCUCCGUGAUGCACCUUACAAUGUAAACACGUUUUGUUUAGAUAACUUAUUUGGGUGAUACUGGUCAGUAAAUGUCACAAUAAGUAACUGGAUGUUUUCUUAGAUCGCUAAGGCUUUCUGUUGUGGUGGGGCUUUCAGGGGCAAUCCAUAACAUUCUUGUACUUUUUUGUGCUUUUAAAAUGUGUAAGCAGAAAUUGUGUAGACUGAUAUGCACCUAUAUUUGCCACACGGCAAGCCACUUUACAGAUUAUUAUGUUCAAAAUGUAAAUAUAGUAUAAUGUUAAUAAAUGUCUCUUAUGUAGCAAA
Molecule: messenger RNA, 2323 nt
Organism: Bombina bombina (fire-bellied toad)
Lineage: Eukaryota; Metazoa; Chordata; Amphibia; Anura; Bombinatoridae
Gene: NDFIP1
Product: Nedd4 family interacting protein 1
Exons: 8
Coding region: 131-766 (211 amino acids)
Biological process (GO): metal ion transport; ubiquitin-dependent protein catabolic process; positive regulation of protein ubiquitination
Cellular component (GO): endoplasmic reticulum; Golgi apparatus; perinuclear region of cytoplasm
Molecular function (GO): WW domain binding
Source: RefSeq, a predicted model, not a curated record